This is a messenger RNA of Rangifer tarandus platyrhynchus (Svalbard reindeer), 615 nucleotides long. NCBI's taxonomy places the organism in Eukaryota, Metazoa, Chordata, Mammalia, Artiodactyla, Cervidae. The record is from the annotation of a GenBank genome assembly.
AUGUCAACAGAUACAAUCGAUGCUGUUGCUCUUCCUGUCAGCUACAUCUUUACUGAUUUUUUUGGCCACAGAGUCGAAGCUCUUCCCACCCUCAGUGGGCAACUUGUAAGUGAAUUUGUCGUGGUCACAGUCUCUCCUGGCGCUUCAGUGUCUCCCGAGCUCUGCCGGGCUCUGCGGUCCGAGUCCGGGGAGCAGGGGCUCCAAGCGCGGGUGAGGCCGGAGGGCGGUGGACACUCGGCUUCUCAGCAACCCUUCCGCUCGCGCCCGUCUGGGCCGUUAAGGAUGUUGAUUUGUUACCAAACCGCCUGGAAAGCCGGUUACGAUUCAAACAUCAUCAGAGAUCAUCCAGGUUUCGCAGGAGGAAUGGUUCUUACUUUGAUUCUCUUGGGUGCAAAUGACAGAAACUCAUCUCAAACUAACUGGCUGAAAGAUUUGAACUUGAACUUCCUGGAGAAGCUCCACAGGGAGAGACUGGGGUCUCACCUCCUUGCAGAAGCCUGGGGUUUGGCACCUGUGAGGCCACCCCUGUGGGCGGAGUUCCCUUUGGACAGACCCGGGGCUCCACUCCAGCUGCUGACCUUGCAGGGGGAAGGCACCCCUCUGGCUGCUCCUUGA